This is a messenger RNA of Melanaphis sacchari, 546 nucleotides long. RefSeq lists its product as uncharacterized. The transcript has a single exon. Lineage: Eukaryota; Metazoa; Arthropoda; Insecta; Hemiptera; Aphididae. The record is from RefSeq and is a predicted model, not a curated record. Bases 1 to 546 code for a protein of 181 amino acids.
AUGGACAACGACGAAUUGGAAGAAAAUGAGCGUCUCAGUGCGUAUUUAGAUUUUUUAUUUAACACAACCGAAUUGAUCAGUAUUGAAGAAGAUAUCGAUGAAAAUGAACUUGAUAAAUCGGCAGAUACUGACAAUAAAUACGAAAUAUUCAACAGAGCUUUUAAAAAAAUCAGAGAUGACACAAAUAAUAAGUCACUUUAUAGAAGCAUUAAAGAAGACAUAAAAGAGUUAUCAUGGAUAAAAUAUCAAUUGUUGGUUGAAGGUAGACAGAAGAUGUAUGACAAAAAUCUAAAAAUAGAAACCAAUUCGACUAUAACAGAAAAUGUCAUCAAUGACGAAAUGUCUGCCACUAAAGUAGAAACGUUAUCGUUUAAGUACGUAUGGGAAGAGCUACAAAAUCUGAAAAGUACCAAAGAAUUUUGUAAGUAUUUAAAGGACAACCCACACUUGAAAAAGCCAAAAUAUCUCAUAGACGUUGGUUUUUUCAACAACAAUCAAAAUACAAAAAACAACAAAAAGAAAUCUUCAUCUGCAUACAUAAAAUAA